Penaeus vannamei (Pacific white shrimp) is the source of this 834-nucleotide messenger RNA. The record is from RefSeq and is a predicted model, not a curated record. NCBI's taxonomy places the organism in Eukaryota, Metazoa, Arthropoda, Malacostraca, Decapoda, Penaeidae.
AUGUGUCAGCUUAGCGAAACUGGCUCUUCCGAAAGCCUAACAGCCCAUGGUGAUUCGCCGCUUGAUAUCUUGUUCCUUGAUCUCUGUUCCGCGGAACUCAAAGAGAUGAGCUCGUCAGCUGCAGUUACGUCAGCAGACCUCCGUGGUUACAGUCUUCCCACCCCAACUGGGCCAUCCGUUCACUUGGGCGGCUGUAGUGGUGGGCAGGUACGCCAUGCGGAUGGUAGAUGCGUCACUCCACGAGAAAAUCGACGCGUGUUUCUUUAUGAAGUCCCUCCUAACACGGUUUUCUCUAGUGCUCCAACAAACAUCCCUGAGCCAACAGUGGAUACAAAUAUCCUACUCCUUCGAACUCCACACGGAUUCCUCGGACCAGAUCCCGUUGUCGUACCUCCUCCGCGGCAGCAGCAUGUUGUGUAUGUCCUCAACAAACAAUCAGAACACGGUCAGAGGGUAAUCGAGGUCACGGCCCCACCGCCUGCCGAACCCGAGGUAUAUUUUGUGAACUACGCUGAAGGAGAGAACCCAACCCUACCCAGCGGAGUAGAUCUUCAGAGUGCAUUGGGAGCAGCUACUCAGGGAGAUGGCCAAACAAUCGGUGACAGCGGCGAUGGUGGUGUUGUCAGUGGUGGGAUUGGAAGUGGCGACACUGGUGGCACAAAUGUGGACGGAGGUGGAGACUUCGGAGGCAGUACCGGAUUCGGUGGAAAUAGUGCUUUCGGAACGAGCAGUGGAAUUGGCGGAGUUUUUAGUGGAGGAAGCCCAGGUCAUGGAAGCAUCGGUGGAACCUACACUCCUCCGUUCCCGCCCACGAACCUGUACACUGCACCGUAA